GUUAAGACAAGAUUUUUGACCCUUAAAUAAAUUUCAAAAACUAAUCUUCUAAACCAAAAAACGUAGCAGUCCUUUUAAAACAGACAAAAAGGAUAAAAAUUGCAGCACAAAUUGAGACUGACGGAGUACAGAUUUAGCUGGCCUUAGCUUUUUAAAAAAAGUUGUGGAUAUGCUGGCGACGGCUGGCAUGAUGUUGUUGAUGAAGGUGAUGGCGGAUAUCGCCGCUUUAACUAUCGUUGCUGCCAAAGACGGCGCGGUAGGGGGUAAUUUUCCGGCGGGGGUACUGAAUUUGGAAAGAGUGUUGCCUCUGAAUCAUAAGGUGGAGUUGGAGGAGCUUAUAGCUAGAGACCGAGCUAGACACUCUCGAAUUUUGCAGAAUUUCGCCGGCGGAGUCGUCGAUUUUCCAGUUAUAGGUUCAUCCGACCAAUUUAUCUUCGGCCUUUAUUAUACAAAAGUAAAACUGGGAUCUCCACCAAGAGAAUACAAUGUGCAGAUUGAUACUGGGAGCGAUAUCUUGUGGGUUACAUGUCGUUCCUGCAACAAUUGUCCUCAAACAAGUGGACUUGGGGUUGAGCUCAACUUCUAUGAUGCUGCGAGUUCAUCAACUUCAUCUCUCAUCUCUUGUUCAGACCCAAUGUGUGCUUCAACUGAGUGCUCUAGUGAAACAAAUCAGUGUGCUUACACCUUUCGUUACGGAGACGGAAGUGGCACAACAGGCUAUUACGUGUCAGAUUUAUUAUAUUUUGACACAUUCCUCGCAACCUCGCUGAUUGCCAACUCUUCAGCACCAAUUGUUUUUGGGUGCAGUACCUCUCAGUCUGGGGACCUGACCAAGAUGGAUAGAGCAAUUGAUGGGAUUUUUGGGUUUGGUCCACAGGACCUUUCAGUAAUAUCUCAACUAUCUGCACGUGGAAUUUCUCCAAAAGUGUUUUCACAUUGUUUGAAAGGAGAGGGCAAUGGUGGAGGUAUACUAGUUCUUGGUGAGAUUUUGAAUCCGAGCAUCGUUUAUAGCCCCCUUGUUCCAUCACAGGGUCAUUACAAUGUAUAUCUACAGAGCAUUGCCGUCAAUGGGCAAACUUUGCCUGUUGAUCCAGCAGUUUUUGCAAUCUCUGGUGAUCGAGGAACCAUUGUUGAUUCUGGUACAACUUUAGCUUAUCUUACCGCAGAAGCUUAUGAACCCUUUGUCAAUGCGAUAACUGCCGCUGUUUCACCUUCAGCCAGGCCAGUCAUAUCAGGAAGAAGGCCGUGCUAUCUAGUUUCCUCAAGCAUAGCGAAUAUGUUUCCUCUAGUUUCUCUAAACUUUGCUGGUGGUGCAUCCAUGGAUUUAAGACCAGCGGACUACCUUGUGCAUAUGGGCUUUUAUGAAGGUGCUGCUAUGUGGUGCAUUAGCUUUCAAAAAGAUAAUGCAGGCGUAACAAUUUUAGGAGAUCUUGUUCUUAAAGAUAAGAUCAUUGUCUAUGACUUGGCUCGGAAAAGAAUUGGAUGGGCAGAUUAUGAUUGUUCAUCACCUGUGAAUGUUUCUACAACCUCUGGCAAGGAUGAAUUUAUCAAUGCUGGACAAUUAAGUGUGAGCAGCUCAUCAAGCAGGGUGCACUUUAAUCAACAACAUGCUAGAACUAAUGUUCGUCGUUUACCUUUUUUGGUGCUGAUGAUAGGUUUCCCAUUUUGGAGCUUGACUUCAGUUUUAUCUUGCCAUAUUUUCCUCAACGUUUGAUAUACUUUGCUAAUUAAUAUUAAUAGCAGUUGGCUAGCAAUUGCAGCGUCAAUUUGAUUCAUGCAA
Nicotiana attenuata is the source of this 1780-nucleotide messenger RNA. RefSeq names its product aspartic proteinase-like protein 2. The coding region runs from base 170 to 1714 and encodes 514 amino acids. The record is from RefSeq and is a predicted model, not a curated record. Lineage: Eukaryota; Viridiplantae; Streptophyta; Magnoliopsida; Solanales; Solanaceae. Gene Ontology annotation, molecular function: aspartic-type endopeptidase activity. The transcript is spliced from 11 exons. Gene Ontology annotation, biological process: proteolysis.